CGUCCUGAUGACGCUGGCUUGACGUCAGAGAAGUUUAAUCGGAGUGCUCCUCACGCUGCAGAUCAUUGUUGCACCGACUCUUCACGAAGAUGGCCGGACGGGACCGAGUGGUUCACCUGCUCAGACAGCUGGAGCGCGCGGCGUGUAGAUGUCCUGCUCACUCCAACACCUUCCACCAAGGUUCAGGCUCUGUGAUCUGCACCGUCAGGAAGACGGACUACGCCUUCGAGAUGGCGAGCUCUAACAUCCGAUACGGAGAGGGAGUCAGCAGAGAGAUCGGCAUGGACCUGCAGAACCUCGGAGCUCGGAACGUCUGCCUCAUGACGGACAAGAACCUGUCCCUCCUCCCCCCGGUGAAGGCCGUCCUCGAGUCUCUGGCCAAGAACGGAGUCAAUUACAAAGUCUACGACAACGUCCGCGUGGAGCCCACCGACACCAGUUUCAAAGAGGCCAUCGCGUUUGCCAAAAACAACUCUUUCGACGUGUUUGUGGCGGUGGGCGGCGGCUCUGUGAUCGACACCUGCAAGGCCGCCAAUCUGUACGCGUGUCACCCCGACGCCGACUUCCUGGACUUCGUCAACGCUCCGAUCGGGAAGGGGAAGCCGAUCACCGGAGCCCUGAAGCCGCUCAUCGCAGUUCCAACAACAGCAGGGACCGGCAGCGAGACCACCGGGGUCGCCAUCUUCGACUACGAGCCUCUGAAAGCCAAAACAGGUAUCGCCAGCAGAGCCAUCAGACCCACACUGGGCAUCGUGGACCCGAUACACACACUGAGCAUGCCCGAGAGAGUCGCCGCCAACAGCGGCUUCGACGUGCUCUGUCACGCUCUGGAGUCGUACACCGCCCUGCCUUACAACCAGAGGAGCCCCUGCCCCCCCAACCCCAUCAACCGCCCCGCCUACCAGGGCAGCAACCCCAUCAGCGACGUCUGGUCCCGCCACGCCCUCAAUGUCCUCGCCAAGUACAUGAAACGAGCGGUGCGGGACCCUGAGGACCUAGAGGCCCGGUCCAGCAUGCACCUGGCCAGUGUGUUUGCUGGGAUUGGUUUUGGAAACGCUGGAGUUCAUCUGUGUCACGGGAUGUCCUAUCCGAUCGCUGGCAACGUGAAGACUCACUCAGCGAAGGGUUACAGCGUGGACCACGCCCUGGUGCCUCAUGGUCUCUCAGUCGUCCUCACGUCCCCAGCCGUCUUCAACUUCACAGCUCCAAUGUGUCCAGAGCGCCACCUGGAGGCUGCAGAGAUCCUUGGUGCAGACAUCAGUCAGGUGAAGCGGGAGGAUGCAGGUCCUGUUCUUGCAGACACGCUGCGUCAGUUCCUGUACGACCUGAAGGUGGAGGACGGACUCGCUGCUGUGGGCUAUAAUAAAGACGACAUCCCGGAUCUGGUGAAAGGAACCAUCCCUCAGGAGCGAGUGACCAAACUGUCCCCCAGAGAACACACCGAGGAGGACCUGAGCCUCCUGUUUGAAGCCUCUAUGAAGCUGUACUGACCACACACACACACACACACACACUCACACACACUCACACUGUGUCUUUAAACUGAUCUCCUGUCUGCUUUGUGUUGCACUGCAGUUCCUCUAACAAUCACUAGAUGGAGCUGUUUCUCCUCUGACAGACUCACCUGUACCUCAUUUUAUAUAAAGAAUGUUUCAAUCAAA
Messenger RNA from Labrus mixtus (cuckoo wrasse), 1661 nucleotides. It is a transcript of the gene adhfe1, whose product is annotated as alcohol dehydrogenase iron containing 1. The transcript is spliced from 14 exons. The record is from RefSeq and is a predicted model, not a curated record. Gene Ontology annotation, cellular component: mitochondrion. Gene Ontology annotation, molecular function: alcohol dehydrogenase (NAD+) activity; metal ion binding. Bases 90 to 1490 code for a protein of 466 amino acids. Lineage: Eukaryota; Metazoa; Chordata; Actinopteri; Labriformes; Labridae.